CCUUAAACUUUCCAGCGAAACCGAUUACCUGCAACGGUUAGAGAGUAUAUCCAAGAUGGCGACUACCAUCAAAACACAUGGGGAAUGGAAACCAGUCAAAAUAGACCCUUCCUUGUUCGCCCAUGGCGGUAUGGAAGGGUUUAUUUGUAUGGAAGAAUUAACAGAUUACAAGCUGAUUCGAAGCAACAGUUCCAAGAAACCUGGGGACCUUGAGAAGAAAAAGAAGACAACCAAGAAAGAGAAGAAAGAUGUUGUGGAUAAGAAGCACCAAGGAACAAAACAGAGUCCAAAAACAUCUGGGAAAACUAAAUCUAAAUCAUCAGAAAAUAAAAAUCUAACAAUUCAACAUGCUGCUCAGACUGAAAACACAGAUAAAAAGAAGAAAAAGAAGAAACAAAAGAAUAAAAAUACCAAGCAAGAAGGAGAACUGCAAGAAAAGGAGCACAAGAUUGGACGAGGACAAUUUGUCAGUGGAGCUCAAAUAUUUGAUGCCUGUGAAGAGGAUCAAGAUGAAAAGACUGAAAAGAAGCAAAAUAAGCUUAACACUUCAAAGAAUAAAGGCAAUGAAAAUAAAAAGAAAUUCAAACCAGAAAAAAGGAGAAGAGAAGCUGAGGAACAGAUUCCAAAAAAGAAGCUAAAAAUAACAGAAGAGGAGCAAAAAGAGGAUGUUACUGAAACAAAAACAGAUGUUUCUGCCUGGAAAGACCUUUUUGUCCCUGAGCCAGUUCUGGAAGCACUUGCAGAAUUGGGCUUCUCAAGUCCAACACCAAUCCAGGCACUGGCUUUACCAUCAGCCAUUAGAGAUAGGAUGGAUAUUGUAGGAGCUGCUGAAACUGGCAGUGGCAAAACUCUUGCCUUUGGUAUUCCAAUUCUGCACCACAUCCUCAAGUCCAAGUCACUGGGAUCAGAAAGAAGCACAAAUAACAAAGAUGGCUCAGACAGUGAGGAGGAAGAAGACUCUGUUGAAAGUGAAGACAAAAAUAAUGACACUGAUAAUGAAAAUAAUGAAAAAGAUGAAGAGGAGGGGGUUGUUGAUGAAGAGGGUAGUGAUGAUGAUGAUGAUGACGUUGAUGAACUCGGAGAGUCAGAUUCUGAAUUGUCUGAAGAUGGAAGUUUUGAUCGUCCACCUGGGGAUGAAGAUGAUGAACUACCAGUGUUAAAGGAAGAUGACAUUGGCUGUGUGAAAAUUCUGAAUGAUGUACAGUUUGACUGGCUGGAGCCAGAGCCCCAGCAGGCACCUGCUCUGUUUAGUCCAAGGGGACUUGAGGCCUUGAUACUGACACCAACACGGGAACUAGCAGUGCAAGUCAAACAGCAUCUGGUGGCAGUUUCCAAGUAUACAGAUAUACAGAUAGCAGUAGUAGUGGGUGGCAUGUCCCAGCAGAAGCAGGAAAGAUUACUGAAGAAGAGACCAGAGAUAGUGGUAGCCACACCUGGGAGACUGUGGGAACUCAUUAAAGAGGGUGACCCCCACCUGUCUACAGUUGACACCCUGAAGUACCUGGUCAUAGAUGAAGCAGACAGAAUGGUGGAGAAGGGACACUUUGCUGAGUUGUCUUCACUCCUAGAGAUGAUAAACAGUGAUCAGAAGAAAAAAAAGAAGAGGCAAACAUUUGUGUUCUCAGCAACAUUAACCCUUGUUCACAGUGUACCUCAGCGUUUACUGAUGAAAAAGAAGAAAAAGAAGUUUAAAAUGACACAAGAGCAGAAAUUAGAGUCUCUGAUGGCAGAUAUAGGUAUCAAAGAAAAGCCAAAAAUCAUAGAUCUUACCAGGAAGACUGCUACAGCAGAGAGAUUAGUUGAGACCAGAAUUCCUUGCUCUACUGAAGAAAAGGAUGCCUACCUGUAUUACUUCCUCCACCAAUACCUUGGCAGAACCCUUGUGUUUACCAACAGUAUAGACUGUAUACGGAGACUGGCCUCCAUCUUCACACUGCUCAAGUGUAAACCUCUCACACUGCAUGCCAAUAUGCACCAGAGACAAAGAUUAAAGAACUUAGAAAGGUUUGCAGCUGACAAACGCGGCCUGUUGCUGGCCACUGAUGUGGCUGCCCGAGGUUUGGACAUUCCCAAUGUGGAGCAUGUUAUUCACUACCAGGUCCCCAGAACUUCUGAGAAUUACAUUCAUCGUAGUGGUCGCACUGCUCGUGCUUCUAAGGAAGGUCUCAGUGUGAUGUUGAUGAGUCCUGAAGAUGUGAAAAAUUACAAGAAAAUAGUUCACACUCUGAACAGAGAUGAAGAUGUGCCAGUGUUUCCUGUGGAGCAAGCCCUAAUUACUUCAAUCAAAAGCAGACUAAACUUGGUCAAAGAAAUAGAUCGAGAAGAACACAGGUGUAGGAAAGAUAAGAGUAAGACAGAUUGGUUUAGAAGAGCUGCAGAAGAGAUGGACAUUGAAUUGGAUGAUGUACAUAUACAAAACGACAUUGGAAAUGAUGGGUUUGAGCAGGCAAAAAGAAAGCGGAAAAUAAAGCAGAUGAGAGCAGCAUUGGAUGCCAUGCUGAAAGUACCUCUCACCAGCAGGGAUUUCUCUGGGAAAUAUCCAACUAAGAUGGGAAAACUAGUCACUCCUGUGAUGCCUGACAUCAGCAGUGGGGCCAGUGCAUUGAAAGCAGUAAAGAAGAGCCAGCCAAAGAAAAUAUCAACAGCACCUUUGUCACCAAAUAAACCAAAAAAACAAAUUAAGCAAAAACCUCUUGCUCCAAAUGAAAAGACAGAGAGGAGGCAAAAACGCUCCGCAAAAACAAAGUCUAAACGGAAUAAAUUUAGGACAUCGGCAUCAUGAUGUGGAUUCUUGUUGCAGAUACUGUCAAGUGCUUCAAUUCAGGAAUAAAAAGGAAAAGUGAAAAGGAUUAUAUUGAUGACAUUGACUGGCAUUUAUAAAGAUGAGAAAUGAAUGCCCUAUCAAAGCUAAAGACCACAGGAAAUUGUCUCUCUUAUCAUUUCCUACUGAAACAGAUAUUAAUUUUUGAAUAUCACCAAAAUAAAUUCCUCUGGGAGAGAAUGAUCUCCGUUCUACUGUUAUCAAUACAAGAGAAUGUACUGAAGAGGACACGAUGUGAUAAUAGAAUUGUUAAAUAAAAGCAGUGAUUUGUGAAAUGAGAUGUGAUUUAAGUGCAAUGCAGGUAAUAAAUAUGGGACAGUUCUCAUUAA
Messenger RNA from Lingula anatina, 3150 nucleotides. RefSeq names its product ATP-dependent RNA helicase DDX24. Gene Ontology annotation, molecular function: RNA helicase activity; nucleic acid binding; ATP binding. NCBI's taxonomy places the organism in Eukaryota, Metazoa, Brachiopoda, Lingulata, Lingulida, Lingulidae. Gene Ontology annotation, cellular component: cytosol. The record is from RefSeq and is a predicted model, not a curated record.